Messenger RNA from Fulvia fulva, 1263 nucleotides. RefSeq names its product Agnestins efflux protein AgnL12. The record is from RefSeq and is a predicted model, not a curated record. Gene Ontology annotation, biological process: transmembrane transport. NCBI's taxonomy places the organism in Eukaryota, Fungi, Ascomycota, Dothideomycetes, Mycosphaerellales, Mycosphaerellaceae. The transcript has 3 exons. Bases 1 to 1263 code for a protein of 420 amino acids. Gene Ontology annotation, molecular function: transmembrane transporter activity. Gene Ontology annotation, cellular component: fungal-type vacuole membrane.
AUGGAUCGACUGAUCAAGCUCAGUCUGCGCUCGAUGCUUGCUCUAGCUGCAAGUGCGCUUGCCUACUUCACCACAAUCGGGUUCGUGAACGCUUAUGGCGUCUUCCAGCAAUACUACACAGCACACUACCUGCCCGAUUAUUCGAACUUCCAAAUUGCCUGGCUAGGCUCGUUCGCUACGUUCACACUCUUCGCGUGCGCAGCGCCCGCUGGCACACUCGCCGACCGCUAUGGCCCGACAAUACCAAUAUGUAUCGGCGUGAUACUGCAGCUCCUGUCCAUCUUUAUGGUCUCACUGUGCCGCGAGUACUAUCAGUUCUUUCUGGCUCAGGGAGUGCUGCUGGGCAUUUCGAUGGCUUUGAUCAACAUUCCCACCUCGACUAUUGUACCGAAGUACUUUAAGCGUCAUCGCGGGCUUGCUCAGGGCAUCUCAAUCGGCGGCUCUUCCCUCGGCGGCGUCAUAUGGCCGAUUGCUCUUGAUCGAAUGCUGAACUACGAUGACAUUGGCUUUGGUUGGUCCAUGCGCAUUGUGGGUCUUGCAAUGAUGCCAAUGCUCGCUAUCGCAAUCCUGUUUCUUCGCAAGCCUGUCGAUCUCAAGUCUCAUGAGCCGACUUCAGGAAGCGAGAAGGGCACAGCUACCAUCGCAUCGUCCGCCAAACAGUCCAGGAAGAAACGAGACUUGACAAGCCUCAAGAAACCGCCAUACAUCCUCUUAUGUCUAGGCCUCGCCAUCGCGAACUUCGGCUACUUCGUCCCGCUCUUCUACAUCUCGACAUACGCAGUCAGUCUAGGUUUCUCAGAGAAUCUGGCAUUCUACCUAAUCUCAAUUCUGAACGGAGCCUCGCUCUUCGGACGCAUUCUACCCGGACUGGUAGCGGAUCGAUACGGCCACUUCAACAUUAUGACAAUUGCAGUCUUCCUCACCGGGCUCAUCGUCUUCUGCUGGACAACAGCCACGAGCGUUGCUGGCCUGGUGAUCCGGGCGAUGGCAUUCGGGUUCAUCUCAGGCGCGAUUUUGAGUCAGAUGGUGGCUUAUGCGACGGUCCUGAGUACUGGCGAGAGCUAUGGUGCUGGGAUUGGGAUUGGGAUUUCGAUGGGGUCUGUGUCGUUUACGGCACUGUUUGGAACGCCGAUUGCUGGUGAGCUCGUUAAGUAUGGGUACAUUGCGCUGUCGUGCUUUUCGGGGAGUGCAUUGAUGGUUGGUGGUGUGUUUAUUGCGUGCUCUAGGCUGGCGCAGGAUAGGAGGAUUCUUGCUCAAGUGUAG